This is a messenger RNA of Choloepus didactylus (southern two-toed sloth), 1643 nucleotides long. Its product is annotated as myosin-IIIb-like. NCBI's taxonomy places the organism in Eukaryota, Metazoa, Chordata, Mammalia, Pilosa, Megalonychidae. The coding region runs from base 262 to 1338 and encodes 358 amino acids. The transcript has 11 exons. Gene Ontology annotation, molecular function: ATP binding; protein kinase activity. The record is from RefSeq and is a predicted model, not a curated record. Gene Ontology annotation, biological process: protein phosphorylation.
UUCUGCUUUUUUGCUUGUUUGUUGCAGCAGUAUCAGAGGGAAGCAGUGACGGCACGGAAGGAAACAAAACAGGGCUGAGCCCCCUCCCUUCUCCAUCUGCCAAGGCUGCCCUUCCUGCAGGCAGAGGGACAGCGGAUGGCGGGCCACGUCAUGACUAUGAGGGCCAUGAUGACGACUAUGAAAUUAUAAGGUUUCCUAUCGUUCUUCCAGCAGUUGUAGCAAAGGAAACUUCUGCAUGAAUUAUUUCCCUACAACCCCACGAUGCUUGGACUUGAAUCGCUUCCAGAUCCCACAGAUACCUGGGAAAUCAUUGAGACCAUCGGUAGGGGCACCUAUGGCAAGGUCUACAAGGUGACCAAUAAGAGAGAUGGGAGCCUGGCUGCAGUCAAAAUUCUGGAUCUGAUCAGUGAUAUGGAUGAAGAAAUUGAGGCAGAAUAUAACAUUUUGCAAUUCCUUCCUAAUCAUCCCAACGUUGUAAAGUUUUAUGGAAUGUUUUACAAAGCGGACCAGUGUGUGGGAGGACAGCUGUGGCUGGUCCUGGAGCUGUGUAAUGGGGGCUCGGUCACCGAACUUGUCAAAGGUCUACUCGAAUGCGGCCAGUGUCUGGAUGAAGCAAUGAUCUCAUACAUCUUGUACCAGGCCCUCUUGGGCCUUCAGCAUUUGCACAACAACCGAAUCAUCCACCGUGAUGUCAAGGGAAAUAACAUUCUUCUGACAACAGAAGGAGGAGUUAAGCUCGUUGACUUUGGUGUCUCAGCUCAACUCACCAGUACACGCCUACGGAGAAACACGUCGGUUGGUACCCCAUUCUGGAUGGCCCCCGAGGUCAUUGCUUGUGAACAGCAGUAUGACUCUUCCUAUGACGCUCGCUGUGACGUCUGGUCCUUGGGGAUCACAGCUAUUGAACUGGGGGACGGAGACCCUCCCCUCUUUGACAUGCAUCCUGUGAAAACGCUCUUUAAGAUUCCAAGAAAUCCUCCUCCUACUUUGCUUCAUCCAGAAAAAUGGUGUGAGGAAUUCAACCACUUUAUUUCGCAGUGUCUUAUUAAGGAUUUUGAAAGGCGGCCGUCCGUCACCCAUCUCCUCGACCACCCGUUUAUUAAAGGAGCCCAGGAAAAGGCUUUGUUUUUGCAAAAACAGCUGGCCGAGGUCCUCAGAGAUCAGAAGCAUCUAAACCCUGUUGUUAAAACCAGAAUCGCCAUUUUUGGAGCCGGCAACACCAUUUUGGGAGCCGGCGGCGCCAUUUUGGGAGCUGGCAACGCCAUUUUGAGAAGCUUGAGUCUGACUACGCGUAACUGGAAAAGCAUAGGUGCGGUGAGUACAAUGGAGGCGCGAUGAGCGGGCGUUUUCUGGAAGCGAAAGGGCUGCAAUGCUUUGAGUUGCCGACCGGAGGUCGGCGAGCAGAUCGGCGGCAUGCUGCUGCUCCUGUUUAAAAGUUUCUCUAAAAUUAUCGGCGUGUAGCCGGAGAUUUUCUGUGGCUUCUUCUAAAGCGCGAAACUGGGAUAAGGGCGUGACUGGAUAAGAAUGAGAAUAUGGUUUGAGAAAAUCGGGUGCGUAAGGGGGUGGCCGAAACGGAGGAAGGGAGUUAUUUUCUAAAGAGGGAGAAAUUUUAACCUCCGGUUCCUCCAAAGAGGGAGAAAUUU